Molecule: messenger RNA, 1404 nt
Organism: Hevea brasiliensis (rubber tree)
Lineage: Eukaryota; Viridiplantae; Streptophyta; Magnoliopsida; Malpighiales; Euphorbiaceae
Product: mediator of RNA polymerase II transcription subunit 19a
Exons: 7
Coding region: 409-1074 (221 amino acids)
Biological process (GO): positive regulation of transcription by RNA polymerase II
Cellular component (GO): mediator complex
Molecular function (GO): transcription coregulator activity; transcription factor binding
Source: RefSeq, a predicted model, not a curated record
AAGGAGAGCAAGCCAGCGGGGGACAGACCAAGGCCUGAAAAAAAACACCUGAGUCUCAUUCGCUCUCCGCCCCUUUUCCAAACCCUAGUGCAACGAUUCCUCGUCUUUUUUACAGCUCAACCUUUCAAAUUAUCCACUUUCCACACUCUUCUCCACUCUUCUUUCAUCUCACACUUCACCAAUCCAACAAUACGCCAUUUCAAUUCACUGCUUCAAAUUUCUCUAACUUUUCGAUUCGAAGCUGUGUUUGCUGCUGAAAGAAUUGGAAAGGAAUUAGCUUCUUGAUUGAAGAAGGAAAAGGGGAUUUGGGAUUUUAAUUUACCAAUUUAACCCCUUUGAUCUCGAAGAGGAAGAAUCCUCGUAUCCAUGCCAAAGUUAAUGGUUCACCUUCUCAUGAAACAUUGACCCAUGGAUCCUGAAAGCAAGAAGUUUGAAAGAGGACCAAGAGAGUUGACUGGUGCUGUUGAUCUUAUAAGUCAUUACAAGUUGUUACCCCACCAUGAGUUCUUCUGCAAGCGAUCACUUCCUUUGUCAAUUUCUGACACUCAUUAUCUUUACAAUGUGGUGGGAGACACUGAAAUCAGAAAAGGAGAAGGCAUGCAAUUGGAUCAGCUCAUCCAGAAUACUUCCUAUUCCAGAGAUAGCAAUACAUGCAUACAGCCAUUUGACCUAGAUGUGCUCCAAGAGGCCUUCCAAUUUAAGGAAACCACCCCUAUAGAUUUGCCUCCUGCAGAGAAGGGGACUCCUACAAUUGCUGCAAAACCAAAAAGUGAGUCCAAAGACAAGGAGAGGAAGCAUAAAAAGCACAAAGACAAAGAGAAGGAGAAGGAUAAAGAGCAUAAGAAGCACAAACACCGUCAUAAAGAUAAAGAUCGAAGUAAAGAUAAAGAUAAGGAGAAGAAGAAGGAGAGGAGUGGACAUCACGAUUCUGGUGGUGAUCACUCUAAGAAACACCAUGAAAAGAAAAGAAAGCAUGAUGGAGAUGAAUAUGUUAAUGAUGGUCACAAGCACAAAAAAAGUAAGCAUAAGAGCUCAAAAAUUGAUGAGAUUGGUGCCAUAAAGGUAGCUGGCUGAAGUGAUUGGCAUAAUAUUGUUCAUUUUUUGUUUGAGUUGUUGAUAGUUUGGAAGGGAUUUUCACUUAAGGUAGACAAAUUGUUUGAGAAUAGGUUCUGAACUGACUGAAAAUUGUGAAGAUGGUGAAUUCACCUGACACAGGAAAAUUUGGAUGCAGGGUUAAAAUAGCUGAAAAUGAACUUUGUAUCAUAACAAUUAUAUAAUUGCUGGUAAUACGCUAAACUUCAAUCCUUUCUUCCCAGUUUUUAUGGUGCCUUGAACAUUUUAGUGUGUAUACAUUAUUGUAAUCUUUUAUCCUUUUUGGAGUAGUCCCAAAGCCUAGUCUCAUAA